CUGGAACUCCUUACCAGAUUUAAUAGCACCAGCUCCAUCGGUAAACGCUUUCAAAGGAAGAUAAAAUCUCUGCUGAGAUAUAUAUCGUGAGGAUUAACAUAGGCAACAAGAGCCUUCUGUCCUUAUAAUCUGAAUCUGGAUGUUGAAUUUAGCACUUUUUUGAUUCGUGCGUUACUUUCUUCUUAAAACGUCUUUUAAGGAGUCUUUGGCGUUUCGGAUUCCCAUACUGUUCUGCAUCGUCGCUCAUACUGUACUGUCUGUAUUUAAAUAUAUAUUUCAGUAAUGAAGCCAGCAGCAAUGAAAAAAUUUAGUACUAGUCACUCUUCGCCACUCGCACCUAAUGAGCCAGGAACACCUAAGAGAUCAGUACCUGGUCCGACUUCCCCUCUACAUUUCUUGGAUCUCUUGUUGUUCUCAACCCUUCGAAGACCGAUUUUUGUUGAUCCUGCAAUUAAAGCUGGAGUAUAUCUUUGUUUGGCAGCUGGUGUUUCUCUUAUAUUCGAUUUCAUAAGGGCUCCACCAACCUACUUUUCUAACAAACAAAAUCCAUUUAACAAGUUUUUCGUCAAGUUAGGAUGGGCUUGGACGUGUGGUUGCCUUGCAGCCUUUGUAAUUGUUUCCUCUUUUGUGUAUACGGGUGGCAACGUCAGACUUAUGCGUGCACACAUUCUACGUUUAGCUGUUGGUUCUGGAUGUUGGUAUAGCGGUACUGGCCUUAUAAAUUUAAUUCACGACUGGACAGGGCAUUGUCAUCCAGCGUCAGUAACCCUUGCCAGUGGACUCCGUCCUACUCAAAGAAUGUCAUGUCAGAGAGCUGGGGGUAUUUGGCUAGGAUUUGAUAUAUCAGGUCAUUGUUUUCUGUUGGUGCUUUCUAAUUUAUGGAUUAUGGAGGAACUAAGCUGCAUGCAACACUGGAGUAAGUUAUCGGAUAUCUUGCAACCAAAUAAGUGCAAUGAUUCAAAUCAAUCGCUUAAUCUUAGCGCUACUAGACAUAUUCCUGAGCAACAGCUCAACAUAAUGCGUUCAGCGUAUCGAAGAUUGACGACCAUUGUACGCCUCAUAUUUUCAUUCACUGCCUGCCUAUCCAUGCUUUGGGAUAUUAUGUUCCUUUCAACGGUUAUAUAUUUUCACACAAUGCCGUCAAAACUGUUAGGAACAGCGCUUGCUGUGGCCUGUUGGUUCCUGUUUUAUCGAGUCAUUUUCUGUAGUUGUGCAACUGGAUCCUGGGGUGGUUUUGCUCCUGGCAUACCUGGUGAUGGUCCAAUAAAAUUUGCAUCCAGUUAAUUAUUCUCAUGAAAUACUAAUAGCUUUUGUGUAAAAUUCAUUUAACCAAGCAUAACUGAUGUCUAACUUCAUGAAGCAUGUAAUUCUUCUGUCAAUUGUUACAUGUAUUGACUGAUGUAUUGGUUAUCAAAGGAUGUUUGGAAUAAUUCAUAAUGUGAUGCAAUUUUCUCAGUACUUUAAAAUGAAAAUGUAUUUGCAUCUAAUUUCCUCACUUCCUUUUUCAUAAGUUCAAUGUCCAUUGACUUGGAACCAUUUAUAUUAGCAUUGUUAAAGAAAACAACUGUAUCUAUUAGCAUACAUUUACCCAUUAAAAUAUGCUUUUCAAUUUGAAUAUGUAAAGUCUACUAUAAUCUCUUUAUAAAUUUAACCUUCCUAAUG
Molecule: messenger RNA, 1662 nt
Organism: Trichobilharzia szidati
Lineage: Eukaryota; Metazoa; Platyhelminthes; Trematoda; Strigeidida; Schistosomatidae
Source: the annotation of a GenBank genome assembly